Molecule: messenger RNA, 161 nt
Organism: Prorocentrum cordatum
Lineage: Eukaryota; Dinophyceae; Prorocentrales; Prorocentraceae
Source: the annotation of a GenBank genome assembly
GCGGGUCCAAGUCGACCAACACUACGCGCCAGAAGACCCGCGGUGGGCACGCUUACUUCAAGAGCAUGCGCAGAGGCAGCCGCGGCUACGGGCACGCGCUGAUGAUGCGGCUGGCGGAGAGGCUGGUGACCGAUCGCGGCGACGGGCACGCGAAGAGCUAG